Amborella trichopoda is the source of this 2951-nucleotide messenger RNA. Lineage: Eukaryota; Viridiplantae; Streptophyta; Magnoliopsida; Amborellales; Amborellaceae. The record is from RefSeq and is a predicted model, not a curated record.
GCAACUAUGAGGUUGGCUUCCAUGUAUAGAGACAGAAGGUGAUGUUAUGGCAUUUGGUGAUUUUGAUGCAGGUAUCCUCAUGGCAUCUGCUACAUCAUGGUACACCACCAAGUUUUAACCAAUAGUUUUUGAGUUGGCUUGAAACAUAUCCGCUUUUAGGAAAGAUGAGCUUUACCAGUAAAGGGGAGGAUGAGUUUUAGAUUUUGUUGAUUUGCCAGUUCUAAAAGCAGAUUUUUUUAUCACAUGCAAUUGAACUGUACUUUGGAUGAUUAUGACCAUGGCUUGGAGCAAUAUUUUGCCAGAGACUGAUUGGCAGCAUAAUAAUACUGGCACAUCUCAUUUAGCUAUUGUAGAUACUCAUUUCUUGGGUAGUUUUUAGAUGGAUUUAUGAGAUAUUCAUUGCUUGUGAAGUCUGAGCCUUACAAUGUUCUACAUUUAUUUGCCUUAGUAUGAGCUUUGUACUCUGAAUGGAUAUUUGCAACCUGCCAGUUGAGAAUGUUCUAUGGCUUUAGGGAGUGAAACAUACGCUAGAUUAUGUGGAUUUGCAGCGAAGAGUAUGCAUGGGCUCAUUCCAUGAUUGUGUGCAGAAUUAAUAUGCUGUUAUUGUGUCAAAUGCCAGCCAAAAUUUAGUUGGUGGUUCAAAUCUCAUUCUUCGAGAGAGUCAGAUCUGGGAUUGAGAGUGAUGAUAUAAUUCGGUACCAUCAUGGCAAACAUGAAGUUUGAUAUUCUGUCAUUCAGCUUAUGGUUUUACCUGUUUCUGCAGCACCGUAAAUGUCUGCACUGAAUGCAAUGUAAACCCAGGUCUUCUAGAGGAUAUUCACAUGCUGCUGGUUUACCUUAGGUGCUGGGAUUUUGAUUCCAUGUAUCAGACUACACAAGUUUAUGAUUUGUGAAUAUAUUUUUGUUCUGUUUGUGGUUUCAUCUGCUCAGCAACAGCAAGUGAUGGCUCCAGGCCGGAUUGGUACAUCAUCGUUUCACAGCUCUGACGAAGCCAAAGCAGAGAGCAGAUGCAUAGGCAUUUCUGUUGUGUACGGUUUAUUGGUGUAUCUUUUACUGCAACUGUGGUGAUCAUUGUCCUUUGGUCAGUUUCAUGUGUAAAGCCCUUGCAUGUACUACGCAUUCACAAUCAUUUGACCCUACAUGCUUUAUUUAUCAAUUGCUGGAGCAUUUCUGGAGCCAGUGCGUGCAAUGGGUGACAUACUGUUCGAAUGCCCUAUUCCCCAAUAGUUCAAACAUUGACUUCUUUUGUAUGACACUUUUCCCAAGAACACCUGGAUCCAUUUUAGACUUCUUGACUUCCAUAGGGAAAGUUGUGUUUGUAAUUGAUGACUAGACAGCUUUUUUUGUUUUGUGGAAAGGUAAUGAGUGAAAGUCCCGACUGUUUUCUUUCUCUGAUUCUGCAUUUGGUUUUGGCAUGCUGAUGUUGAGGCGAGCAGAAGACACUAAUUCUAUAUUUAGAUGCAAUGAUAGAAAUGUGAAUUAGGUCUCCCUCUAGACUGUCGCAAUCUUGUGGUAUCAGGUUUGUGCUCUGUGAAGAUGGUCAUGGUUUUUACUCAGUGCCUUAAGAUAUGUAUGUGCAGUUCAUUUUAUUUUGUUGGAAUCUGGACCAUCAUUUUGUGCCAAAAUUGUUAAGAGAUGGUAAGCAGUGCAUCUCACGGUUGUGAACAAUUUGCAUAACUAGUGCAUCUCACAGUUAUGAACAAUUUGCAUAACUCAUCAACCUUUGAUUUUGAAGAUAUGGUUUGAUAUCCUAGGUUUUGAUUUCCCGUGGCAGUUAAGAAUAAGACAGUUAUGUUAUUGGAGAACCUGAAGGGCUAUAUUUAUUUGAGGACAUGGUGGUUGCUUUAGUUCUGUUCUUUAUUCUUUAUUGUUAUGCAAGUGUUUUCCAUCCGCGAGGUAUGGACUUGCAAUUAAAUGAUGAAUCAGCAUAGAAACUGAUGGUUUGAUCAAGUUCGGUUUCCCCAGCAUUGGAUCAUGCUAGACAGGGACACUGGCCGACCUCGUGGCUUCGGGUUUGUUACCUUUGCGGAGCAAAGAGCAAUGGAAAAUGCUAUUGAUCAACUUCAUGGAAGAGAACUUAAUGGCCGUGUUAUCUCAGUGAACAGGGCCCAACCCAAGAUGGGCGAUCGUGAUGACUAUGGGUACGGUGGUGGCUACCCUCCAAGUGGAAGGGGAGGCAGUGGCUAUGGUGGUGGUGGUCCACCACCAGAUCGAGGAGUGGGUCGUUCUGAUUGCUUUAAGUGUGGCCGACCUGGGCAUUGGGCCCGAGAGUGCCCCGUAGGUGGUGGUGGGGGGGCCCGAUUCUCUUCAAGACCUAGGUUUUCCGGGGGACGAGGGGACCGCUUUGGUGGUGGAGAUCGAUAUGGAGACGAUCGAUAUGAUGGGGGGUCCAGAUUUGCUGAUAGGGAUCGGGACCGGAUGGACGGCCGGGAUGGGGGGAGAUAUGCGGGGAGGGAUCGAUAUGGGGGUGGUGGGGAUCGGUUUGCAGACCGAUACAAUGGGGGCUCAGAUCGUUAUGCCCCCAAUAGUUAUGGUGGGAAAGAGAGAGGAGGCUAUGAAAGAGAGAGUGGUAGAGGUGGCGAUCGAUAUGGGGGUGGUGGGCCAGCUAGGUAUGAAGGGAGCUAUAGAGAGAGGCCUGGUCCUUAUGAUCGACCACCUAGAGGUCGGCCUUCAUCGUAUGAUGACCGUUACUAGUGAGGCAGGUUGGGAACAGCGGUGGGGUUUGGCAGGAAGUCUAAAUGUUCAGGGUUUGCGAACAAAACAAAAGGUAGUCAGAACUUGCUUGAUCUUAGUUUAGUGUAGCUCUUGUGUCUAUCUUGCUUUGUCAGGGGUGUUGAAACUAAAACUUUGACUCGGAUUUUUAUGGCUUGUGUCGCUGUAUACAAUGGCCCAUCUGGCUGGUGACGAGUGAUGUGUUAGUGUUUGUGUGAAUGAUGGGCGUUACCGGUGUA